Messenger RNA from Phacochoerus africanus (Common warthog), 2249 nucleotides. It is a transcript of the gene TLCD3A, whose product is annotated as TLC domain containing 3A. The record is from RefSeq and is a predicted model, not a curated record. The transcript has 5 exons. Bases 89 to 865 code for a protein of 258 amino acids. Lineage: Eukaryota; Metazoa; Chordata; Mammalia; Artiodactyla; Suidae. Gene Ontology annotation, biological process: lipid homeostasis. Gene Ontology annotation, cellular component: membrane; endoplasmic reticulum.
GCGGGCCGCGCCAGUCCGGGAUCCGCGCGCGCGGAGCCGACCGAGCCACGCCGAGGGAGCCGAGCGAGGCGGCCGUGCCCGAGCACCCAUGCUGCUGCCGCUGGCCUGGGGCUCGCUCUUCUUCCCGGGGCUCUUCGGGCUCUGCACCUGGGGGCUUCGGCGCGCGCGGCCCGCCUGGACCUACAACGACUGCGUGAUGAUCAGCACCAGGCUGGUUUCUUCGGUGCAGGCUGUGUUGGCCACCGGGUCUGGGAUCAUCAUCAUCCGCUCCUGUAGCAACGUGGUCACCGACAGGCACUGGCUGGCCCGCGAAUACGUCUGGUUUUUGAUUCCAUACAUGGUCUACGACUCCUAUGCCAUGUACCUCUGUGAAUGGUACCGAGCCGGGGACCAGAGCAGCAGACAGUCCCUCACCAUUUUCCGAAACUUCCUGAGUAAAAACCGCCUCAUGAUCACGCACCACGUGGUCAUUCUGUGUGUCCUGGUGCCGGUUGCACAGAGGCUCAGGGGAGAGUUGGGGGACUUCUUUGUCGGCUGCAUCUUCACAGCAGAACUGAGCACUCCAUUCGUGUCGCUGGGCAGGGUUCUGAUUCAGCUAAAGCAGCAGCACACGCUGCUGUACAAGGUGAACGGAAUCCUCACGCUCACCACCUUCUUCUUCUGUCGGAUCCUCCUUUUCCCCUUCAUGUACUGGUCCUACGGGCAGCAGCAGGGGCUGAGCCUGCUCCAAGUGCCGUCCAGGAUUCCCUUCUACUGCAACGUGGCCAACGCCUUCCUGGUCGCUCCCCAGAUCUACUGGUUCUCUCUGCUGUGCAAGAAGGCAGCCCGGCUCUUCAGUGCUCCCUCGGCCAAAAAGGAUGGUUAGCUGUGAGUCAGGCAGGGUGGGCGCCUCCGCACACAGCUGCCUCCAUCCACUCAGUAUGCCACGGAUCACAUUCCAAACGGUGCCCUGGGGGACCUCAGCCUUUUGGGUAUUGACAAGCAGAUGGAUCUGGGUUUUUCUAAAGAAUAUUCUUAUUACCUCCCUGUUCUAACCUGCCCCUUUUGCAAAAGCACUUUUUUUCUUAGUAACAACCAUUGGAUCCUGUCCGACUUCCACUGACAGCCAAGUGGCUUUAAUGCCAGGCUGAGGACCCUUCCUUGGGUCUUAUCUCAAGGGCUCUGGGAGGCAGCAGCAUGGGGUGUGAUAGCUGGGCACCUGACGGUGGUGGCUCCAGACCUUUCCAACCACUCAGGGCAGUCCCACAUCGACUGGGCCAGCACAAGCAGGCAGUGACUUGGUCCUUGAAAUAAUUCCUUGCGAGGCUGGCCUGGGGAAGCUGUUGUGGGUAGGUAGGUUUUAUUGUUUACUAGGUAACCUGCUGGCCCUCUGCCUCAUCCUUUCAUCCAUGUGCCAACACUGAAUCCUCCUGCCGACUGACUUCCAAUCAGAAGUCUCACUGGUGGGGUGGGGAAGGAGGCAGGGAUGGGAGCCUGAAGCACCUGAGCAGGUAGCAAGGUCAACAGGUCAGCACCUUCACACGCUGCCUCGGUUAAGACCAAAGUCAAGCUUGUGAGCUUGCUGUAAACACGCCACAGAUACCGUUCCCUUUCUGGCGUGUCCCUCAAGCCUUCUCACCGGAUCGACACACGCAGGAUGCUCUUGUGAAAACUCCAGGGUAACAGCAAGUGACAGCUACUGCGAUAUUUGCUGCGUAACCCCCCUCUUUGACACUGUCUUCUCAUAUGAAGCAGAAAGGACUUCUGUACCCUAAACCCUGAGAUAUCUUAGCUAGACUGCCUCCCGAUAAGCCAGAGCCUGUGGUCCAAAGCCUGCUCCUAUCUGAGUUACCACCACAUGGCCCCAGGAGGCUGGAGGGCAAGAGCGCAAGACAGCCCUGGCCGAAACCUGUCCUUGGACGGACUUCUUCACCUGCCAUUUGCAAAGAGGGUCCUCUGGUGCCAACACUAAAUGUCCCUUAAUAAGGAUGGGGUUUAGAACCCGCUACCAUGAAGUUUUUCCCCAAGAGGUAGUUAAAAAACUAGGUUUUUAAAAGUGCCUUUUACUUAAUCCAUUAUUGUUCGUGAACUUUUAAAGUACUGAAUGUGUAACAGUGUCUUCGAUUUUGACUAUUUCAGCCUUUAAUGGGUGCCAUUUAAAAAUCAUAAAAUGCUGUAAUUUUUUUUUUUUUUACUGUUUUGUUUACCAUCAGUGUAUCUUGAUAAAUCACUCCUGUGGUGAUUAAAUUGCACUAAUAUUUUCCAACUCA